AAUCUUCUUUGCAUCGGUUACAUCGAAGCUUCUGGAACAGUGGAACCUCCUAGGAUGCUUCACCAACUCCUUUGUCCUCGCCCAGCCACACCCAUGCACCUUUGCCUUCUUUGACGCGCAGUGGAGCGGACCGGUCUUGGAACGACGAUUUCCCUAGCUCGACUUUACUUGCCUUGGGGUACUUUAAAGCAAAAGAAAGAUUCGUCAUUUUUCGUAUUUAUUUAUUUAGCUGAGCUCCCAUCCGGCCUCCUCCCGCAAACAAACACACGCUCUGUCUUUGCUCUAAUUUUGCUUGUUGAAUUCUACUACUUUGUUUCGUGUCUGAUUGUUCUGCGUCUUUGAGAGUUUGCUCCCGAGGUCCAAUGGAGAGAGGAGGUGGGAACAGAGGGAGAGGAAGAGGCAGAGACGGAGGAGGAAGGGGUGGUCGUGGUGGUCGUCCACAACAUCAGCAGUGGAGGGGUUCGCGGCCUGGGGGGCCGUGGGAUCGACAACCGCGACAGCCGCAAGGCGAUGACAUUGUUGCUUCUGGUCCUCCCAUGGGUCAGGUGGUGGAACCCGCUUCGUUGGGCGGUUCCGGUGAGGGUUCGAGCAGCGCGGCUGGUCGUGGUGGUAGAGGACCAGCUUGGAGGGGUGGGGCGGGUCAGAUUCAGUGGGUGGAAGUAGGAUCCCCCACCCCUACUGCUGCUGCUCCACCCGUUCAGCGUCCGCCUCAGAUUUCUCCUGAACGGCCUAUCCCCGAUCCUGUUGUUCCAGAACUGCAAGCAAUGAGUAUUUCAGAAAAAUUGACUACUCCUCCAGAAGAUUCAAACAGAAUUCUUCCAGUUAAACGACCCGAUAAAGGGGGCGCACUUGCUAUCCGAACGAGUAGGCUCCGUGUCAAUCACUUUCCUGUCAACUUCACUCCAGAGACUGUUAUAAUGCACUAUGAUCUCGAUGUAAAACUGGAGGUGCCCCUCAAGAAUCGUCGGCCUGUGAGAAUAUCAAAAGCUGAUCUGUCUGUGGUCAGGAACAAAUUAUCUUCUGAUGAUCCUGUACGAUUUCCCAUGACAAAGACUGCAUAUGAUGGCGAGAAGAAUAUUUUCAGCGCGGUAUCAUUGCCCACAGGAAAAUUUAAUGUGAAAGUCGCUGAGGGAGAAGACACUAAGGGUGGUUCAUAUGUAGUUACUAUCAAGCUUGUAAAUGAGCUCAAGCUUUGCAAGUUGGAGGAUUACUUACGCGGGCAUCUCUCAUCAAUCCCCCGAGAUAUAUUACAAGGAUUGGAUCUCGUAAUGAAGGAGAAUCCAGCUAGGAACAUGAUCCCAGUUGGCCGAAGUUUUUUCCCCAGAGAACCUAGGGAAGGAGAUGAUCUUGGUUGCGGCAUCAUGGCAUCUAGAGGGUUUCAACAUAGUCUGAAGCAGACCUCCCAGGGUUUGGCCAUGUGUCUGGAUUACUCGGUUUUGGCAUUUCGAAAGCGAUUGCCGGUUAUAGAUUUCCUCAGGGAGCAUAUCUAUAGAUUUGAUAUCCUUAAUUUCCAAAAGUUUAGGGCGGCUGUAGUUGAUGCAUUGAAGGAUCUGAAAGUUACUGUGACUCACCGAAAAACCAAACAAAAAUACAUCAUCAAGGGUUUAACUUCUGAGAAUACACGACGUAUAUCAUUUGAUGAGGAAGACCCAGAGGGCAAGAAUCCAACCAAGAAAGUGAGCAUUGUUGAUUAUUUUUUGGACAAAUAUGGCAAAGAUAUUAGGUAUAAGGAUAUUCCCUGCUUGGAUUUAGGGAGAGGAAAUAAGAAAAACUAUGUGCCAAUGGAGUUCUGUAUCUUAUUUGAGGGCCAAAGGUUUCCUAAGGAAGAUUUGGAUAGAAAUGCAGCCAUAAUGUUGAAGAACAUGUCACUUGUACGGCCAAAUGAUAGGGAGAGGGAGAUAUGCAGUAUGGUACGCUCAAAAGAUGGACCUCUGGGUGGAGGCAUCGCUCAAAAUUUUGGAAUGGCAGUGAACAUGAACAUGACCAAAGUUACAGGACGCAUUAUUGGGCCACCUGAGUUGAAGCUUGGUGCUUCGAAUGGUAAAGCGAUCAAGGUAACGGUUGAGAAAGAGAAAUGUCAGUGGAACCUUGUCGGAAAGUCAGUGGUGGAAGGCAAGAUAAUUGACAGGUGGGGUGUUAUCGACUUCAGCUCUUCUGAAAGAUCUGGACUAAAUCCUGAUUUUUUCAUUCCAAAGCUUAUUAACCGGUGUGGAAAUCUGGGAAUCCGCAUGGAGGAGCCUCUUAUAUAUGAGUGCACAACAAUGUGGAAAUUUUCAAGGCUUAACAUACUGUGUGAACUACUUGAAAGUAUUAAGAAAGAGGCUUAUAGGAUUUGUAAAGGUAAUCUACAAAUUCUUCUUUGUGUUAUGUCUAGGAGGGAUCCUGGUUACAAAUAUCUCAAGUGGAUCUCCGAGACCCAACUUGGUAUUGUGACACAGUGUUGUCUGUCCACUUGUGCCAACAAAGCAAAUGACCAGUAUCUUGCAAAUCUUGCUAUCAAGAUAAAUGCCAAGCUUGGAGGUAGCAAUGUAGAGCUCAAUAAUCCGUUGCCCCGUUUUGAAGGGAAAGGGCAUGUUAUGUUUGUGGGGGCUGAUGUUAACCAUCCUGCUGCACGGAACACUACGAGUCCAUCCAUAGCAGCUGUUGUUGCAACCAUGAACUGGCCUGCUGCAAAUCGUUAUGUAGCACGUGUCCGCCCACAAGUUCAUAGGAAGGAGACGAUUCUGAAUUUUGGAGACAUGUGUUUGGAACUAGUUGAACGAUAUGCUCAGCUCAAUAAAGUUAGGCCAGACAAGAUUGUGAUCUUCCGUGAUGGAGUAAGUGAGAGCCAAUUUGAUAUGGUUCUCAAUGAAGAGUUGCAAGAUCUCAAGAGGGCACUCCAAGCUAUAAAAUACUCUCCAAGCAUCACACUUAUUGUUGCCCAAAAGAGGCAUCAGACUCGUUUCUUUCCGGAGAGUGCAAGGGAUGGGUGUUCAACUGGAAAUGUGUCUCCGGGCACAGUUGUGGACACAAUAAUAGUUCACCCUUUUGAAUUUGACUUCUAUCUCUGUAGCCACUUUGGAAGCCUUGGGACAAGCAAGCCCACGCACUACCAUGUCCUGUGGGAUGAGCAUAGGUUUACUUCUGACCAAUUGCAAAAGCUCAUAUACGAACUGUGUUUUACCUUUGCUCGGUGCACUAAACCUGUGUCGCUAGUCCCACCAGUGUACUACGCUGACCUUGUUGCUUAUAGGGGACGACUUUACUAUGAGGCAAUGGUAGAGGGGCGGGCUCCAGUUGCAACAUCAUCGGCAUCAUCGUCGUCGUCAUCGUCACUUGCAUCUUUUGAUCUGAAUUUCUUCAAGUUACAUGCUUCCUUGGAAAAUAUCAUGUUUUUUGUUUAGAAGGCUGCCUGCAUGGUUUGCCAUUUGUUCUCUCCUCUUUUCAGCAAGGGGUAAGAAAUAGACAACUUUUGUUGACAAUGCCCGACGCCCUCCUUUCUCGUGUGGAUUGAUGAAGGAGUUUGUGCGUGAAUCUAAUGGGUUCUGUCUCAGUUUGUCUGAGAGUAUUUUGCUCAUGUUUCUUUUGCUCUUACAGUUGUGAUGGUUGAAUGUUAUGCUCUUGUGUGUCUUGUGUUUUGCUGUAAAGAAUCAGGGAUUGUGUGGACUGGACCCGGUCUAUUUAUUGGUGUGUUUUGCUUA
Molecule: messenger RNA, 3680 nt
Organism: Juglans regia (Persian walnut)
Lineage: Eukaryota; Viridiplantae; Streptophyta; Magnoliopsida; Fagales; Juglandaceae
Product: protein argonaute 2
Exons: 3
Coding region: 363-3383 (1006 amino acids)
Biological process (GO): regulatory ncRNA-mediated post-transcriptional gene silencing
Cellular component (GO): cytoplasm
Molecular function (GO): RNA binding; protein binding
Source: RefSeq, a predicted model, not a curated record